Molecule: messenger RNA, 2078 nt
Organism: Metopolophium dirhodum (rose-grain aphid)
Lineage: Eukaryota; Metazoa; Arthropoda; Insecta; Hemiptera; Aphididae
Product: ATP synthase subunit s, mitochondrial
Exons: 4
Coding region: 1030-1629 (199 amino acids)
Source: RefSeq, a predicted model, not a curated record
UACUGUAAGUACUACGUAGAUUUUAAUAUUUUACGAGUUACUUAUGCUAGUGGUGUUAUUUAUUAAUAUUUAAUAACGAACUCGAACAUUGUCUAUUUUUAUUAAAGUGUAGGUUCGGACUGACUAUAAAACGCCUACCGAGCAUUUUAGUUUAAAAGGCCCUCAAAAUAUAACCAUAUAGGUAGGUAUACGGAAAUUAGUUAAAUUAUUCAAUGUUACAAAAGUACAAAAUGUAUUAUAAAUUGAUGUAACAUUUUUAAAAUACAGUUUUUUAAUUAACCAAACUAUGAUUUUCUAUAAUCACUUAUAGCGGUUUUGAACAUAAAAAAUUUGAUGAUUUUCUAAUCGACAUGAAUACUACAUUUUUAGUUUAAAAAAAAUAGUACCUAAGUAAAUUAUAGACUGCACAAUAUGGUGAUAAUAUAAUAUUAUUAUUAUUAAAGUGAUGCAUACAUUAUACUAGUGAUUAUAACAAUAAAAUAACAAUAGGUAUAUCAUAAAAUAUAAUAUGAAUAUAUUAUUUGAGUAAUUAAUUUAUAAUAAAUAAUUCCGUAAUUCAAUAUUAUUUUUCGGUGGACGCGUACUGCUAAUAAAUGAGUUUGGCUAUUGUUCUAUGGUUUGACAGAUCACGUACGACAUUACUACCUAAUUUUUUUUUUUAAUAAUAUUAUAACAUUUUUAUACAUUUUAUAAUUAUUAGGAGAAUAUCUAUUGGUCACACUGAUGUUUGUCUGUUAAAAAUUUAGUAUUUACAAUUUUACAUAUCAGAUUCUCUGGUUUAUUGCUUAUUAUCAUUUAACAAAUUACAAACCAGAUCUUAGUCCGUGGUAUAAACAAACGAACAUCCUAUUACAUAGGUCAUAGGUGCACAUAAUGUCAUAAUAUUAUGUGAAUUUAUGAUUUCUAAAGUUAUUACUGACCAUUACAAUUGUUAUUAAAAUCAAUGCUAUUAUCAUUUGUCAUUCAAUCGACUGAAAAUAACAAAAAUUAGAGUUGUAUUGCAAAAUAGCCUCAAUCGUGUUGGGUGAGAUGAAGAUGUUAAAAACUUUACAAUUUCAUUUUUUAAAAAUAAAUACAAUUGGAAUGAGUAAACGUUGUUUAUGGCAAUGGAUUGAUGACACAUUCAACCGCUUGGAUGAUGAUCGUAUCAAGGAAAUUGGCCCUAACUUGGCAUGUGCUGAAUGGCUUAUGAAAAAUGGUGCACAAGUUAGAUGGAAAGGUUGUAAAGAAUUUGUCAGUCAUUACAAUUGCUUACCUAAUGUAACAUCAUGUAACCUCGGACAGUUUCUAAUAGAACAAGUUUAUGCUGGAAAAGAAGCUUCAAUCUCACAUAUAGGAUUUAAUUAUUUUAAAAACUGUAAAAAUAUUUCUAAAGUGGAAUUUGUUGGAUGUAACACGAUUGAUAAUGAAGCAUUAAAUAAACUUAAUAUCUUGAAAGAUUACUUGACUAGUUUGAAAAUUAAUGGCUGUAUAAACGUUUCUGAUCAAGGAAUAAUGUCAUUAGAACAGCUCCAGGCAUUAAAAUAUUUGGAGUUGAAAAAUUUACAAUUUUUAAGUGAACCAGAAGCAACAAUUGAUCAUCUGAAAAGAAAGCUGCCAGAAUGCAAUGUACAAUAUUAUAAUGAAUGACAAUAAUAAAAGAUAAAAACAAAAACAAUUUUUAAAUUAUAGAGCUACCUGAUACAAAGAAACUAAUUCUACUAUACCUAACUAUUUUCAGUGUAAUUAAUUAUCAUAUAUGACUGAUAUUUUAGUGUAAAAAGUAUUUAGAUUACUAAUAAUAAAAUACUAAUUCGAAAAACACUUAAAAUUUAUUUAUUUUACCUCUUAAACCUUAUUUACAAUGUAUAUUUUUAUUUAAAAUUAAAAACAGACUUUGUUUAAUGUAUAGCAAUAAACACAAUGACUAGUGAUCAGGUGGUUAAAAGACACAUGGAACUGAUUAAUAGGUACCGAUUUAUACACAGGUAUUAUUAGAAUGUUUGGUCAUACAAACAAUAUUGAUGAUAUUUCAAUUGAGAACCAAUAUUGUUUUUUUGUGUAUAAAAUAAUUUAUAAAUAUGCAUUACAAGUAAUGA